Arachis stenosperma is the source of this 1221-nucleotide messenger RNA. RefSeq lists its product as uncharacterized. Gene Ontology annotation, molecular function: DNA binding; transposase activity. The transcript has 3 exons. The coding region runs from base 1 to 1221 and encodes 406 amino acids. Lineage: Eukaryota; Viridiplantae; Streptophyta; Magnoliopsida; Fabales; Fabaceae. Gene Ontology annotation, biological process: DNA transposition. The record is from RefSeq and is a predicted model, not a curated record.
AUGCAAGAUGAUGAUACAAUUGUUGAGGAUUUAUCAGAUGUAGAGGUAGACCUAGGUUUUGUAGGAAUUCCAGGGGAAGGAAUUUGGUAUGAAGCGCUCGACCCUGGUGCAGAAUCUGAUGGAGCCAACUCGUGGCACUCAGAGGAGAUGAAAACUCCUCCUAACUCUGAGGAUGAGCUGGAAUCCGAUGGGGAUUCAGAUGAAUUUCCCAUCCUCCAAGGGGGCCAGAGGUUUGGUGAGCUGAGACUUCAAGUAGGCAUAAAGUUCAAUACCAAACAAGAAUUCAGCGAUGCUAUGCGAGAGUUUACCAUACAGGAGGGUAGGGGGAUUAAGUUCAUUAAGAAUGAUAAUAUCAGGUGUAAGGCAGUUUGCCAAGUGGAAGAGUGCUCAUGGGUUGUGUAUGCUUCAAGAGAUCAUGAAGACUGUUGCUGGCAGAUCAAGACAUUUUAUGAUGAUCAUAUAUGUCCAAGAGAAAAUUCAAAUAGGGCUGCAAACAGAGCAUGGUUGGCUAGUAAGUUAGUUAAAAAGGUUAGAAAGUAUCCUAAUUUCAUGCAAUGUGAGGCUGCAGUGUACUUUAGGUCAAAAUGUGAUCUGAUUCUGCAUAGAAAUUCAUUAGCUAGAGCCUUGGCCGAUGUAAGGAAUAUUGUGUAUGGCGAUGAGAAGGCACAGUAUGCCUUGUUAAGGGAUUAUGUUGAAACGCUUCUGAAAACCAAUCCCAGAUCCACUGUGAAGAUUGGGGUGAUUCUAUUGCCUGAUGGACAAGUCAUGUUUGAGAAAAUGGUGCCGGCCAUUAAUUGGACUCGAUGGUGCAUUUCUAAAGACAUAGAUUGGAGGCCGAUAUUAUCAGCUGUAGCCCAAGAUACAAAUCAUCACAUAUAUGUGAUUGCUUGGGCUAUAGUCAAUGUUGAAAACAAGGAGAACUGGAAGUGGUUUCUUGAGCUACUCCACGAUGAUUUAGGAGACUAUAAGGCUAACAAAUGGUGUUUCAUUUUUGACAUGCAGAAGGGAUUGAUUUCUGCGGUAGAAGAGGUCAUGCCACAGGUCCAUCAUCGUUUCUGUGUAUGGCACCUAUGGCGAAAUUUCAACAAACAUUGGAAGGAUCUUGAGCUGAGGAGAUUCCUCUUGGAUACUGUUAGGUCAACCACAUUUCAAGACUUUAUUGAUAACAUGGACAAAAUAAAGAGGGUCAGUGAGGAGGCAUGGACAUACCUGAACAAGUAG